This is a messenger RNA of Micromonas pusilla CCMP1545, 201 nucleotides long. RefSeq lists its product as uncharacterized. The record is from RefSeq and is a predicted model, not a curated record. Lineage: Eukaryota; Viridiplantae; Chlorophyta; Mamiellophyceae; Mamiellales; Mamiellaceae. The coding region runs from base 1 to 201 and encodes 66 amino acids. The transcript has a single exon. Gene Ontology annotation, cellular component: centrosome; spindle.
AUGCCCGACGCGCUCUCGCCCGACGAGCUCAAGGCUGAGCUCGAGAACCUCACGAGACUCGCGGGGGUGAACCUCUCCCCCGAGGUGUUCGACGUCCUCCUCGAGCUCACGCGCAUGGACGUCGUCCCCACGGCGACCGCGCAAGUGCUCAAGUCGCUGUGCACGAAAUCGCAGCUCCGCGCGAGCUACGGCGGGAAGUGA